Eupeodes corollae is the source of this 765-nucleotide messenger RNA. RefSeq lists its product as uncharacterized. The coding region runs from base 220 to 660 and encodes 146 amino acids. The transcript is spliced from 2 exons. Lineage: Eukaryota; Metazoa; Arthropoda; Insecta; Diptera; Syrphidae. The record is from RefSeq and is a predicted model, not a curated record.
AUAUACGACUGCUGCAUUGACUAAAUAAACGCUGGGGCAUGUUAAUCUGAACUUAAUUUAGUGCCGCUCCGUUGGUUCAUUGGAAAGCCAGAGCUAGCGAGCUCCUAUCCCAUACCCCAGCGUUCGUCGUCGUGCAGUUCAUCAGUAAGCUGUAGGUUUCGGCGGCAUAGCGUGUAUUUUCGAAAACCAUCGCCAUCGCAGCUCUAGAUCUCAAACUUAAUGAGUCUCUCCGGUGGUUUGCCCUCAGCUGGUUCUGACGCGCCUACUAGUGUGAAAAAUUCGUCACCACAAAUAAUGUCAAUUAGUCUCGUUAGACAGAAUAUAAUGACAGUUGAGAAGUUACGCGAACGCGUACGUCAAGUGUUGAAAUGUGUUAUAAAUUUGCACAUAGAUAUUUUGGUCCUCGAAUCAAAUGUUAACCAAUUAAUCGACGAAGUUAAGGAAUUUAAUGCAGAUCUCUUAGAAGUCGAUAGAUUGGAUAAAUUAAUUUCAACAUUACGAGAUUAUAAUGGACCGACAAUAUGUCAUGAAUGGCCAUAUCCGUUAUUAACGAAUGCAAGUAUUGAUGAGGCUGACAUUGCACAAACUUCCCUCUCAUCAUCGAGAUUAAGUCUUCUUCAAACAUCGCCAUCAUCAGUCACUGAAGAUUUAAAAACAUAAUCAAUUUUAAUUUAAUUUAAUUUAAUUUGCCCAUAUACCUUACCUACCUAACUAAUAAAAAAAAUAUUGUCAAAGUAGAAUUAUAAAAAUAUAAACUAAACAAAA